Messenger RNA from Lachnellula hyalina, 1455 nucleotides. Its product is annotated as Na(+)/H(+) antiporter. Gene Ontology annotation, biological process: sodium ion export across plasma membrane; intracellular potassium ion homeostasis; proton export across plasma membrane. Gene Ontology annotation, molecular function: sodium:proton antiporter activity. The transcript has a single exon. The record is from RefSeq and is a predicted model, not a curated record. The coding region runs from base 1 to 1455 and encodes 484 amino acids. Lineage: Eukaryota; Fungi; Ascomycota; Leotiomycetes; Helotiales; Lachnaceae. Gene Ontology annotation, cellular component: plasma membrane.
AUGUGGGAUCAACUCGAGCCCACAACUCCUCAUGUGGCCUAUCUAACCUUCUCGUCGUUCCUUCUCGUAUACGCCCUCUUCUCCCAGUUCAUCAAAGACAACCUACACAUCUCUGAGCCUCCACUUGCGGUCACCUUUGGCAUCUUACUUGGUCCAUAUGCCUUCGAUCUAAUUACACCCGAUCGCUGGGGUAUGGACGACGGAAUGGUACAGGAGCUCACCCGAGUUAUUGUCGGCAUACAGUGUUUCGCGGUUGGAAUUGAGCUGCCGAAGCAUUAUUUCUGGAGGCAUUGGAAAUCAGUUUUGUAUUUCCUUGGGCCUGUCAUGUUCUGCUCUUGGGUCAUCACUUCCUUGUUCGCAUACCUGAUAUUCAAGACCGGCGUUGCUACUGCCUUGAUAAUCGGAGCCUGUCUAUCACCCACCGAUCCAGUUCUUGCAGCAAGUGUAUUGGCCCAAUCGAGAUUCAGCAAAAGAGUCCCAAAACGAUUGAAGCAUCUCCUCGCCGCCGAGUCAGCUUGUAACGACGGUGUCUCCUUCCCAUUCUUAUACACCGGGAUCAUGGUCCUCAAAUUCGCUAGUGCAGGGAAAGUAAUUGAGCAAUGGUUCCUCAUCACAAUACUAUGGCAAUGCGCAUUUGGCCUCAUCCUAGGUUUAAUUAUCGGCAAUUGCGCUAACAAACUCCUUCGCUUCUCCGACAGCAGGAAAUACAUCUCCCAGCCCGCCUUUGUCGUCUUCUACCUACUACUUGCCAUCCUAUGUGUAGGCGUGGGCUCCAUACUCGGGUCGGACGAUUUUCUCAUAGCUUUUGGUGCCGGUGUUGGGUUUGCCCAUGAUGGCUGGUUUUCAAAAAAGACGGAAUCAUUGCCAUUCCCAACGAUAUUGGACAUGGUACUCAACUCCAGCAUGUUCGUCUUCUUUGGCACUAUUAUUCCCUUCAGGGAUUUCAAACCUCGGGAUGUAACUCCGAAUUGUGGCAUCUGGCAGCUUUGUCUUUUCGUCAUCCUCGUUCUCCUAUUUCGCCGUAUCCCCAUUGUUAUUGCCAUACAUCGCUUUAUCCCAGAUGUCAGGACUUUCCGAGAAGCUUUGUUUUGCGGACAUUUCGGACCCAUGGGUGUCGGUGCACUGUUCCUAGCCAUGGAAGCUCGCGCCGAGUUGGAGACUGGAACAGGAGUCCCACAUAAAAAACCGGGGAAAGGAACGUUCCCGCUCACGGGGAGAGAAGAGGCAGUUUUCUUGGUCUGGCCGGUUAUCUGCGCUACAGUGCUUGGGAGCACGAUGGUGCAUGGGCUAAGUACACUGGGAAUUAGUGUUUAUGGGCACUUUUUGACACCAAAAGAGGAAAGAGCGCCGCUGUUGGGGCAACAGACAGAUGGGUUGGAUGCUAUGGUUCAUGAAGGUGGUGGAGGGGAGAGUGAGCCGGAGAUCAGUGGUAGUGAUGAUGAUCAUGAUGUUUAA